AUGUCUUCAUACGCCAUCACCGGAGCCUCCAAGGGUAUUGGCCAAGAAUUCGUCCGUCAACUCGUUGCCGAUGAGGCCAACACAGUCCUGGCUAUCGUGCGAAACCCCGCAUCACGCGACAUUUCUGAGCUGGCAUCUAAACAUCCAAACUUGCACGUCAUCAAGGGCGAUGUCACGGACCCAAAAUCCAUUCUUGAGGCAGCCUCAGCCGCCGCCGCUAUCACAGAUGGUAAACUAGAUGUGCUUAUCCACAACUCCAACGCCGUUGACAUGGCCAGCAUGGGCUACAACCCGUCCCAGCUACCAUUUGAUGCUCAGGCUAUCCGGGAAAUCUUUGAACCAUCAUUCAGUACCGGUAUCUACGGCGGCCUAUGGACGACAAAUGCCUUCUUGCCCUUGGUCGAGAAGGGAACCCAGAAGAAGAUCGUACACAUAUCCACUGCUAUGGCUGAUGUAACUUUUAUCAAUAAGACUGGAGUCAGCUAUGCUGUUGCAUACUCUGUCACGAAAGCUGGAAUGAAUGUUCAGGUCGCCAAAUACGCAGCAGAACUUGCGCCGAAAGGUAUCAAGGUGUUGGCGCUAAGCCCUGGAUGGGUAGACACAUGGGAAGGAGAGAAGCCCGCUGAAGUGGUUCAAGCAGACGAAGCGAUGCUGAAGCAAUUCCAGUUAUGGGAACCUGAAUGCAAGGCGCAAAUUUUACCUGAAGAGAGUGUUGGAAAAUGUCUUCGAGUGAUUGAGCACCUGGAUGCCAAGGAUAGCGGUCUGCUCCUAAGUCAUAACGGAGACCAGCUUACCUGGCUUUAA
This is a messenger RNA of Penicillium angulare, 804 nucleotides long. RefSeq names its product SDR family oxidoreductase. Bases 1 to 804 code for a protein of 267 amino acids. Gene Ontology annotation, molecular function: oxidoreductase activity, acting on the CH-OH group of donors, NAD or NADP as acceptor. The transcript is spliced from 2 exons. NCBI's taxonomy places the organism in Eukaryota, Fungi, Ascomycota, Eurotiomycetes, Eurotiales, Aspergillaceae. The record is from RefSeq and is a predicted model, not a curated record.